AUGACAACCACAGCAACAAUAACGCAGACUGCAGAGAAUCCUUGGGGGCAAUUCUCAGAAAGACAGGCCAAGGAAUAUGCAAAAAACCGUCGCUCAUACUCACAGAAGCUGUAUGAUGCCGUGCUGGAAUUUCAUAAGACAUCAGGGGGUGGAUUCGAGUCACUUGUCGACCUAGGAUGCGGGCCCGGAGUCGCGGUCCGGGACUUGGGACGGCGCUUUACCACUGCGGUGGGGUUGGACCCCUCACAGGGUAUGAUCGAUAUUGCUCGGACCCUGGGUGGAUCUUCGGCUUCCGGCCACAUCGUGUUCGAGCAGGGUUCAGCUGAACAACUGGAGCCCCUGUCGUUGAAGAAGGCAGGGAUCCCCGGCGGUUGUGUUGAUUUGGUGAUCGCUGCUAAUUCGGCGCACUACUUUGAGCCAAAACAAUUCUGGGCGGGAGCGGCACGUGUCCUGAAACCGGGCGGAAGUGUUGCAAUGUGGUUCAGCAGGCCUGUAGGAAUGCAUCAAUCUGUCCCAAACGCAAGGGCAAUCGAAGAAGUCCUCACCUCCCUACAGGAGACUGAAAUGGAACAGUUCGAGAAGAUACCUUUACAGAAGUCCGACACCGGUAACAGCACAACGCAACCAGAUGAUGGUGACGACCCUUCUUCCAAGUACUGCGGGCUUUUGAUGCCAUGGGACAAACAGGUGCGGAACCCAAAUUUUGAUGAGACCCUCUUCUUUCACAGGGGGUGGUCUGGACGGGGAACGGAGUGCGAUGAAGAUGAAUUCUUCGCAAGCCAACCUAGGUUUGACCUCGAUACCAUGGAAAGAAUCAUGAGCACCACGGCGGGCCCAUAUUUAAAGUGGAAGGAGGCACACCCAAGUCUUGUGGGGACAGAAGAUGACUUGUUGAAACGAAGCCGCAGGGAGAUAGAGCGUCUCCAGCGCCAGGUAGGAGUGAAGGCGGGUGAAGAGUGGGUGAAAAGCAGUGUCAUGGGUGCUUUGGUAAUCGUCAAAAAGAAGACUGGGUGUGAUGUCAAAUAG
Molecule: messenger RNA, 1026 nt
Organism: Diaporthe batatas
Lineage: Eukaryota; Fungi; Ascomycota; Sordariomycetes; Diaporthales; Diaporthaceae
Exons: 3
Coding region: 1-1026 (341 amino acids)
Molecular function (GO): S-adenosylmethionine-dependent methyltransferase activity
Source: RefSeq, a predicted model, not a curated record